This is a messenger RNA of Oncorhynchus masou masou (cherry salmon), 5913 nucleotides long. RefSeq names its product high-affinity choline transporter 1-like. The transcript has 9 exons. Gene Ontology annotation, biological process: choline transport; transmembrane transport; acetylcholine biosynthetic process. The record is from RefSeq and is a predicted model, not a curated record. Bases 2195 to 3880 code for a protein of 561 amino acids. Gene Ontology annotation, cellular component: plasma membrane. Gene Ontology annotation, molecular function: choline:sodium symporter activity. NCBI's taxonomy places the organism in Eukaryota, Metazoa, Chordata, Actinopteri, Salmoniformes, Salmonidae.
GUUUGGAAGGUUUUUGUCUGAAAUAUACAGUAGUAAAAUCCAGUUAUGAUGGAUAAUUGCAUCUUAAUUCUACUUUAAGAUUCCUCAAUGAAAUGAAAAAUGAAAAUGUAUGCUUUGUACAUUUUGGUACAUAGAAGUACAAAUAUGUCUAGAUUAUCACAGCAAUACAGUUCCAGUACAAAAGGCACAUUCCUAAUUGCCCUCCUAAGAUCCAUUAACUGGGAACUGGUAUUGUGGUGGGAACUGGUAUUGUGGAGGUGGGUGAAAUACACUGCUCUUUGAUAAGGUAGUCUUCCCUGGAGAUAUGUGGGAGACAGAUGCUCUCCACUGGCUGGUGAGGCAUUAAGUCACAACCUCUGGGGAGGUGGGGGUACUUCUGGUUGGAACAAGGGGGGCAUGCUUGGCCUUAUUGUCCUCAGAUCCAUGGUGUGACCUGGGACAACCCCCUCUGAGGGCCAAAUCGCAAGAGUCCUUACCCUCACACGGCUUCUACAGAAAUAGAAAACUGUAAAUGUAAGGGUGACUGCCAGAAAGAGACAGCAGACCACUAGCAGAGCUGUCAACACACUGGCCAUCCAAUGAUAGGGGUCUGUCUGUCGCACUGAUACACCAGUGGGAUCCGAGGCUGGGACUGUGUUGACAGAAGUGGGAUAUGGAGUACUGGUGGAAAGAGUGGGACUAGAGGCUAUAGUUGUGGCAGUAGUUGGGCUGGAGAAACAGUCAUGUCUGAAGCUCACAGGGCCUACCUUCCUGAUGGGGAACUCUGGGAGCAUUGCCUGGCUGAACGCAGGGCUACUCUGUCUGGCCCCUGAACUAAUUUCCUCCCACAUGCGCCAGACCUGACCCACAGGGCACCGUCCCUCGACACCAUCUCCCCCCCACCUGUCAUAGGGUGAAGUUAAAUCAAGACACAAUAGUGGAUCCAGGUGCCAGGGACAGCACGGCAAGGUGGUGGCUGCCAGAGUCAUUGAAGAAGCGUGACAGCUUGUCUAGGAGAGGCUCCACCCUGUGGGGCAGUUGAACAUGACCCUUCAAGUCGUCCUCCGCAUUGGUGUCAUACCAUGUCAUUAUGUGUCCAAUUACUAGACUGCCUGGUUAUGAGGAAACCAUAAAUGCUACCAGGCAGGGACCCUCCAAAGGCUUCUAUGACACAUUCAAGGCUGGCUGAACACAUUGCUUUCUAUAGUUUUAUAUGUUCAGGGUUCCACUUUACUAUCAUAUAGAAAAUAAUAUAAAAUAACCUUACAUUAUAACUGUAACUCAAGUUAUGUAGUCUACAUAUAUGAAAUGCACCUGUCAGCUCAUUUAUGUAGACAAAACCCUGUAGCAACAUGCACAAGAUACAGCCACCUCAAAAAGAAGCCCCAUCCACCCCUAUUCUUCAGCCAUGUCCUAUUUCAUCCCCCUCUUAGUUGUGAUGGAUAGAGAGGGGGAUGUUGACAAACCCAGGGGGUGACAUCAAUGAGAGACUUGAAAAAAUGAACUAUCACUGGGUUUCUCAAUGCCGCUAGGCUUUAGUUGCCCUGUCCUUUAUUCAGCUCUCCACUGUGAAAGAAUGUGGUCACGCAACAGGACAACAGUGGUCAGUUGUUGCUCAAAGUCUCAACAUUUCCCUUUUGCCUUUUUCUUUACAUAUGGAGUUGAGUAACAGAGCGUUACUUAGCUUAGAUUUUAAUUGACUCAGUUUCCCUGGAGUGAAAGAAUGUUUGGCUUGAGUUGCAAGCUGACCCUUGACAAAGUGGCCACCUGGUCCCGCUGGGUUUGGGUUUAUGCUGUGGGGUCACACCUGAACUAACUUGUAUUGGGGGCCACCAUGUCUCAGCAGGAUAUGGAUAUGGGCCAGACAGUUUAAUGAUUAACAUGAGGAAAUUGGCGCACUGGAAUCCCAGACCAUAAUGAUUCCUUAUAAGGGAUGUAACUGACGGUGACAGAAUACAGCUCAGUGUAGUAGUGCAAAGCUAAAAAAUCAGUAAAUCAUAAAUUCCACUAAUAUAUUUUUCACAGUGUGGUCAACAUAUUUUUACUACAAUUGUUUUUUAGUUUAGUUUAUAUAAGUGUACUGUAAUGAUCAAUUAUUAACUUGUUAUAUUGACUACACUAAUAAACUCUUAGGACUAGAGGGAGGAGUUAGAAGAUGUUCUCAAAGUACAUUUAGGUUUUUCCUCUGAGAGGAUCAAGGAAAUUGCGCAUCGAGAUGGCGCUUAACUGGCCCGGCCUGCUGUCAAUCGGGGUGUUCUACCUCAUCGUCCUCGCGACAGGCGUCUGGGCGUCCAGGAAGUCCAAACGCGAGGAGAGGAAGUGCACUGGAAACCUUAGUGAGGUUGCCAUGGUUGGAGGGCGGAACCUCAACAUCUGGGUCAGCAUCUUCACUACCACAGCUACAUGGGUGGGAGGAGGUUUCAUCUUAGGCAAUGCUGAGGUGGUCUACGACCCUAAAAGAGGCCUGGCUUGGGCCAUCGGACCAAUAGGCUUCGUCCUUAGCCUGGUUGUAGGUGCGUUGUUCUUUGUGAGACCGGUCCGAGAGAAGAAUUACGUCACCAUAAUGGAUCCGUUCCAGGAGAAGUAUGGAAACACGUUAACUGCUAUUCUCUUUGUCCCAUCACUCCUUGCUGACAUCUUCUGGAUAGCCUGUGUGCUCGCUGCUUUGGGGGGAACGGUGAGUGUGAUCAUGGAUAUCCCAUCACCCUUGGCUGUGGCCCUGUCUGCUGCCGUGGCAGUUCUCUACACAUUACUGGGAGGGCUGUACUCGGUGGCCUACACUGAUGUCAUCCAGCUCAUCUUCAUGUUCCUCAGCCUGUGGUUCUGUGUGCCCUUCAUACUGAUGAGCCCCGCCUCAACAGACAUUACAGUCACAGCGGUGACAAAACUGUAUCAGGAGCCAUGGACCGGCAGGCUGAAGUUGGCAGAUGCAGGGCGCUGGCUGGAUGACCUGCUACUGGUGACUCUAGGUGGAAUCUGUUACCAGGCUUUCUACCAGAGAGUCCUGGCCACAGCCACUGUGGCUCAGGCUCAGUUCACUUGCUAUGCUGCCUCUGUCUUCUGCUUCAUCCUCGCCAUACCACCUCUUCUCAUUGGUGCUGUGGCAGCAUCCACAGAUUGGAACCAGACCAGUUUUGGUCUACCUACUCCCUACGAGCAGGGCAAGGCGGGUAUGAUUCUGCCCAUCUCCCUGCGCUACCUGUGUCCACCUUUCGUUUCUCUUGCCGGAAUCGGCGCCAUUGCUGCUGCCGUGAUGUCAUCUAUUGACUCGGCCCUGCUGUCUUCUGCGUCCCUUUUUGCCCGAAACAUCUACAAAAACAUUUUCAGCAAAAGGGCCUCUGAGAAACAAAUUCUACGGGUUGUAAAGGUGUCCAUCCUACUGUUUGGUUUCAUGGGGGCGGGCUUGGCAAUGACGACCUCCUCUGUGUAUGUCUUCUGGAUUCUCAGUGGAGAUGUGAUGUACACGGUAGUGUGUGCACAGUUGAUCUGCGUCCUCUUUCUACCUGGGAAGGUCAAUGGGUAUGGUGCCUUGGCAGGCCUUGUGGUAGGGCUACUGCUGCGGCUACUAGUGGGAGAGCCCCUGCUCGGUGUGCCUGGACUCAUGCCCCUUCCCUGGGACAGCCUACACGAGGACGGGCAUCUGCUGCAUGUCUUCCCAUUCCGCACCGGCAUCAUGUUGGUCUCUCUGGCCACCAUCCUGGUUGUGUCACGUUUCGCAGCCUGCCUUUUCCUUAAAGGGCUACUGCCUGACAACUGGGAUGUAUAUGGACUUGGUCAAAAAAGGAGGAUUUUGAUGAAGGAUAUGGUAGCUAAGGAUCUGACUGAGAAGAUUGGACUGAACACAAGGCAGAUGGACCCAUCUCCUCAUGCGAGCACAGAAGAUAUGAGGUCUUUACAAUGACUUGGGGUUCCAUCAUGUAGAUAGUUACAGUGGGGCAAAAAAGUAUUUAGUCAGCCACCAAUUGUGCAAGUUCUCCUACUUAAAAAGAUGAGAGAGGCCUGUAAUUUUCAUCAUAGGUACACUUCAACUAUGACAGACAAAAUGAGAGAAAAAAAUCCAGAAAAUCACAUUGUAGGAUUUUUAAUGAAUUUAUUUGCAAAUUAUGGUGGAAAAUAAGUAUUUGGUCACCUACAAACAAGCAAGAUUUCUGGCUCUCACAGACCUGUAACUUCUUCUUUAAGAGCCUCCUCUGUCCUCCACUCGUUACCUGUAUUAAUGGCACCUGUUUGAACUUGUUAUCAGUAUAAAAGACACCUGUCCACAACCUCAAACAGUCACACUCCAAACUCCACUAUGGCCAAGACCAAAGAGCUGUCAAAGGACACCAGAAACAAAAUUGUAGACCUGCACCAAACACAUGAAAAUCAUAUUUCAACCAGGCAGGUGCGCCACAAAAGUCAGAAAUAGCGAUAUAAUUAAUGCCUUACCUUUGAAGAUCUUCUUCUGUUGGCAUUCCAAAAUGUCCCAGAAACAUCACAAAUAGUCAUUUUGUUCGAUAAUGUCCUUCUUUAUGUCCCAAAAUGUCCCAAAAAUGUCAAUUUAUUUGCCGCGUUUGAUUCAGAAAUACACCGGUUUCAACUCGCCCAACAUGCCUACAAAGUAUCUAAUAAGUUACCUGUAAACUUGGUCCAAACAUUUCAAACAAUGUUCCUAAUCCAACCUCAGGUACCCUAAAAUGUAAAUAAUCAAUUGAAUUUAAGACAGAAUAAACUGUUUCUAAUACCGGAUAAAAACAACGUGAAGCGUGCUCCAGUUCACGCGCACCAAAACAGUAGAGUCCACCUGGAGUGACUAUUUCUUAACUUAUCAAAAGAAAAACAUCGAACAAUUUCUAAAGACUGUUGACAUCUAGUGGAAGCCAUAAGAACUGCAGCUAUGUUCUUAAUAAUAAGGGUAUCCCAUAGAAAACAACUGGAAAAUCCUAUGACCUCAAUUUUCCUGGAUGGUUUGUCCUUGGGGUUUCGCCUGCCAUAUCAGUUCUGUUAUACUCACAGACAUUAUUUUAACAUUUUUUUCUAUUCAAAUCUACCAAUUAUAUGCACAUCCUAGCUUCUCUGCCUGAGUAACAGGCAGUUUACUUUGGGCACGCUUUUCAUCCGGAGGUGAAAAUACUGCCACCUACCCAAGAGAGGUUAAUUCAAUAAACAAUGUUACCUUUUCAAAGAAAUGUAGCUUGUGGAAAGUACGGUUUCCUUUUCUUGUUACUUGUUUGUCAUCUUCAUGUUUAUGGUACAUUUGUAUGAAUAUCCUUCAAAGUCUGUUUGUUUAGAAAGAAAGAAAAAUACAAGCUAAAUAACGAGUGAUCAAGCAUGAAUGACACCACCCUAGUUAGGUGGAAAAACAAGGUAAAACGGUGAACUGUCACUUUAAGAGUUUGUCUCCCAGACACAUAUUAACUCGGUUCUGGAAGUAGCAUUUUCAAUGGAGAUUCUUUGUGUGCACAUUCUGGAUCCUGAGUGUCUAUAAUAUCAUAUACACAGUGGUGUUAGCUAUCCUAUUUCUGUCUAGACAGAUCAAUGAUUAUGGAGUGUGUUUGGGCUUUGGGAUAGGGCUUUUCCUCUGUGGCCUGUUUGAUGUGCCCACACACACAUACCUCUUCUUUGCUCUUUCCCUUACUUCUCUCCUCAGCCACAGUCCUUCUUGUGUCACGUUUGGCAGGCCCCCUUUUCCUUACUGGCUACUGCCCCAUAGAUGGGAUGUGUUAAUUAGGUCUGUCAGAAUGUGAUCUUUAACAGCUGUGGCUGCUAAGGAUCAGACUGAGGAGAAAGGACUGAAUACUGUCAAAGAAAAUCUAAGGCCUUUCUUCUGCCUGUAUCUCAUUUACAGUUGAAUUAAUUUGGUAAUAAUGAACUGAUCAUAUUAUUUGUCAAUGAAUCAAACCAUUAUUUAUUUAAAUGGUAUUCAAUUCAAUAAACAUGUUUAUGUUUUUGUUA